This is a messenger RNA of Mercenaria mercenaria, 2154 nucleotides long. RefSeq names its product (Lyso)-N-acylphosphatidylethanolamine lipase-like. The record is from RefSeq and is a predicted model, not a curated record. Lineage: Eukaryota; Metazoa; Mollusca; Bivalvia; Venerida; Veneridae. The coding region runs from base 105 to 1238 and encodes 377 amino acids. The transcript has 6 exons.
AGCAGCCACAUAUCUCCAUUGUACCGCAUGAUGAGAACUCGGCUGUCCGGAUUCCGAAUACGGAUUUUAAUGUAAACAUGAAUGCGGUCAUGUGACAACUUAAAAUGGCGGAUGACGUUCAACUUGACAAGUCAGAAAGUCAAAUAGUUGCUCAAGAAAACGCUGGUUGGUUUAAGUGGGUACCAACAUCUAUGGCUCAGCUGGCACAGAUCGAGUCCCGUAUUCUAAGCAGUUUGAAAAGUGCUUUCGACAAAAGAUUUGUAACCCUACCUCAGAGUCAACACAGAAUAUGGACAGUUGUUGCAAACAAAGACAAGCCCAAUGUACCUCUAGUGAUGGUCCACGGGAUGGGGGGAGGAAUUGGUCUCUGGGCUCAAAACAUUGAUUCUCUCGCCCAUAAAAGACCAGUGUACACUUUUGACUUGUUAGGUUUUGGUAGAAGUUCAAGACCUAAAUUUAGUACAAGUUCUAGGCUAGUUGAGAUGGAAUUUGUUGAAUCUAUAGAAGAAUGGCGACAAGAAAUGAAAAUAGAUAAAAUGGCAUUGCUAGGACAUAGUUUAGGAGCCUAUGUUGUAAGUGCUUAUGCCUUAAAGUAUCCAGAGAAGAUUCAGCAUUUGUUUUUGGUGGACCCAUGGGGAUUUCCAGAUACCCCAAAAGAUAAUGAACGAACUAGGAGAAUACCAGUGUGGGUGAGAGCUGUGGCUAAGGUGCUGUCACCAUUCAACCCACUUGCUGUAGUCAGAGCAUCUGGACCAUGGGGACCAGGUUUAAUCAAGAGAUUUCGUCCAGACCUACAAGCAAAGUUUUCACCUCUGUUUGAUGACGAUACCAUUCUAGAUUACAUCUAUCACUGUAAUGCACAGUCUCCAAGUGGAGAAACAGCUUUCAAAACUCUUUCCUUGCCUCUGGGUUGGGCAAAGCGUCCGAUGAUACAGCGUAUAGGAGACAUUGACAAGAAUCUGCCAAUUACUUUCAUCUACGGUUCCAGAACUUGGAUGGACAGAGAAUGUGGGAACCAGUCCAGAUAUCUUCGUAAUGAAAGCAGAGUUGACGUAGAGAUAAUAGUUGGUGCUGGACAUCAUGUGUAUGCAGAUAGAUCUGAGAAUUUCAACAGUUUAAUGAGCCAGUAUUUGGACACAAUGGACAAACAUGUGGACAACGAAAGAAUUGCCAGAAUAGAACUGAAGAGAGUUGAAACUGACACAGAUAUGGAGGAAUAUCCAAUAACACAAGUCUGAAAAAGAUAUGUGUGUUAAGAAUGCAUUGUUUUUCAAAAGCAUGGACAUAGGCCUUAGGGUGGAGACCAGUCUUAGAACGGAAGCAUCUGAUUGGUUGUUGCUCAGCUCAGUCUUAUAAUUGACCAAUGGCAAUGCAGCAUACAUAGACUGGUUUCCAAACUCAAUAUUGUAACGGCCCUGGACAUGAUCAAUCAGUUUUCAAGGUCUUUUGAUAGAACUUUAAAAUAAUGAAUUUAUAACUUUGGAGUUGGCCUGUCCUUUUCACUUUAUGCUUAUUAUGGAUUAUUGAUGAUAUAAGAAACUCAGUCAAGGCCAGUUAAUACUAAGAACUGGGCAAAGUGGAAUAUACAUGCAAUUUAUGUUUAUGGUUUGAAGCAAUAGAUUUUCAGUGACUGGUUCCUAGCCUCUCAGAUUUUCAAAUGAUAAAAAUUGCUGAUGGAACAUAUUGAAUUCAGAGAUGUAUUGUUUUUCAUGUGAUAUAUAUUUAUAUUUUUUCAAAUGCAUUGAAUUUGUGUUGUUGAGUUUUAAGCUUGUUCUGUAUCUGCACAGUGUAUUUAUAGGUAAUUUAAAGGAACUCAUCAAUAGAAAGCUCAAUUGUCUACAUCCAAAAUACACAUUGCCAUAUGUCAGAUACAUUGAAUUUUGCCUUUUAAGCAGUUUGUUUUGUAGAGUGUAUUCAUCCUUUCUAAAUAAUAAGAGGUUAUUACCUUAUUAGGCUAUCAAAGACAGUUAAACAUCUUUUUGUUGCUCACAGAUAUCUUUUGGACAUUUCACAGUGAUUGUAAUUUUGUGAUCUUUAUGUUCAUUUAUUUUUUGUGAACUGUUUUUAAUUUAAAAUGUUACUGUUGGUAGUAUUACAGAAUUGGUUUAACAUAUGUUUUUUUACAAUUAUUUUAAUAAAUCAAUUUUUAGUUUA